CGGAAAGCAGCGGCUUCCGUGUACGAGGCGUGUUCGGGCGUUGCUGGAUGUGGUUGGUGACGAAUGUCCGUUGUGUUAGGGAAAGCCUGUGAUUGACCGCUACGGUAGCUACGGUGUUUCCAGCUGGAUAUAGAGACCAUGGUGUAACAGAACGCCAAGAUGUCUUUUCUUAAGAAUUUGAAGAGCCUCUUCACUGGAGGCGGUGAGAACGCCUCCAAGAAGAGGCGCGUGUUGAACAAUGUGAAAGUCGGCAUCAACCCCGAGGAAGUGUGGGACCUGCAGGGAGAGCUGGGCGAUGGCGCCUUCGGCAAGGUUUACAAGGCGGUGCACAAGGACACGGCGCUGGUGGCCGCGGCCAAGGUGUGCGAGAUGAACGAGGACGACGAACUGGAGGGCUUCAUGGUCGAGAUCGACAUCCUCACCGAGAUGCAGCACAAGCAUGUGGUCAAGCUGCUGGACGCCUACUUGCAGAGGAAGCAGCUCUGGAUGCUGCUGGAGUUCUGCGACGGCGGCGCGGUGGACUCGAUCAUGGUGGAGCUGGACCGAGGCCUGAAGGAGCCGCAGAUCGCCUACAUCACCCGCGGCAUGGUCGAGGGCCUCGAGUACCUGCACAACAACAAAGUCGUCCACCGCGACAUCAAGGCUGGCAACGUGCUGCUCACCAUGGACGGUGGCGUCAAGCUGACCGACUUCGGCGUGUCGGCCAAGAACAAGCACACGCUGCAGAAGCAUACGACGUUCAUCGGCACGCCGUUUUGGAUGGCGCCCGAGGUGAUCAUCUGCGAGACCUCGCUCAGCGACCCGUACGACAAGAUGGCCGACAUCUGGUCACUGGGCAUCACCAUGAUCGAGUUCGCGCAGAAGGAGCCGCCCUACAACGAGCUGAACCCGGUGCGCGCCAUGCUGCGGAUACAGAAGUACGACCCGCCCACACUGGACCGGCCCAGCCAAUGGAGCAAGGAGUUCAACGCCUUUAUCCGCGCCUGCCUUAAGAAGGACGCCAGCAAGCGGCCCGAGGCCGUCGACCUGCUGCAGAUGGCGUUCAUCAACCGCACCCUGGACAACAAGCCGAUCCGGGAGCUUCUGCUCGAGUACAAGGCCGACGUGGUGGAGGGCAUCGAGGACGCCGCGGACGAGGACACUCGCGCCUCCCGGCUGAGCCUGGACUCGGGCCUGCCGCCCACCGACGAGGCCGACGAGGAGGCCGAACCCAAAACCACCGCCGAGCCGCCCGCCUCACCCAAGAAAAAGCCUGCGCCGAAACCGCCAGCGCCUGCUGAGCCGACCAAGUCCUCCGAGAAGAAGAAGCUACCAGCGCCGCCACCGCCGGUCGCCAGUGCAGUGGCGCCCUCAGUCCCGGCCGAGCCGGCCACCGCGCCCGCUCCGUCCGCCAAGGUCCAACCGGACCCGGCCCAAACUAAGCCUGCGCCUGUGCCGGCGACCUCACAACCUGUAGUCGAUCAGCCUGCAGCCGGUCAGCCUGCAGCCGGUCAGCCUGCUGCCGGUCAGCCCGCAGACGCCCAGCCUGCUGCCGCUCAGUCUGCGGUAACUGAGCCCAGUGCGACUCCGACAGAGGCGCUGCCGUCGGUGGAUCCGACACCGGCAGCGAUCGAGGAACAGAAGCCGACGCCGGCGCGGCCGGCCGACCAGAGACCGGCACCAGAGUCGGCAGCCGAGCAGGCGGGUGGCACAGUGACGACGCUCAUCCAGAGCGUCGACGGCGAGGCGCGCAUCCAGGUGGUGGACGCCGGCCGAACCGACUGGAGCGACGGCAGCCGCUCGCCGGAGGGCGGCGCCACCCCGCCCGGCACGGAGGCCGAAAGCGAAGCUGAACUGAGCGCGCACCAGAUCAUGGACUCCCUGAUUGGCGAGGUACUGCGGCUCCAGGAGGAGGACCGGCGCGCUGAGGGCGACGACGACUCGGACGACGGCUCGGCCCCGGAGCCGGCUGAGCCGCACGUGUCGGUCAUACAAGUGGAGCCCGAGGAGGAGAAGGCGGCAGGCUCCGAGGCCACGCUCACCUCCAUGCUGGUGGAGGGCACGACGGUGGGCUCGUCCGACGUGGACCAGCUGGACGAGGACGAGGACGACGGCAGCGUGUUCUCGCCCGAGCUCAACUCCACCGCCCGGGCCGACUCGGCCGGCAGUCAGAAGGAGAACAUGCCGCCGCCGUCCGCGGUGCCCGCGCCCCGCCGCCAGCAGGACGACGACGAGGAUGAAGACGUAGUGCUGAGGAAGAAGCGACCGCCGCUGUCCUCCCAGGACUCGUCCAGCGUGUCGCGCUCGUCCACCAUGAGCCGCACCAAGGAGGAGCAGGCCAUCUCGCACCUGCGCAAGAAGACGCGCAAGCGGACGCGGCGGUUCGAGAUCGACGGCGUCGUCGUCACCACCACCACGCACAAGGUGUUCUACGGCGACGACGAGUCGGCGUUCGUCGACGAGCAUGUGUUCAGGAAGCAGGAGCUGCGCGACCUCAAGAUGCUGCAAAAACAGGAGCAGAAGCAGUUCCGCGAGCUCAACGCCAAGUCGCAGCUGGGCCGCGACAACCAGCAGCGCAAGUUCGAGUCUGAGAUGGCGCAGCUGGUGCGCCAGUACGACAGCGACCUGGACAGCCUGCAGCGGCAGCAGAAGACGCAGGUGGAGCGGGCCGAGCUGCAGCAGGAUAACGACCUGCGCUCGGCGAGCAAGAAGAUCCGCGCCGAGCAGGAGCGGGAGCUGAAGACGUUCCGCGACUCGCUGAAGCAGGAGCUGCGUCUGCUGAAGCAGGAGACGGACAUGCUGCCGCGCGACCGCAGGAAGGAGGCCCACAAAGUCCGCAAGGACAAGCUGGACAGCGAACACCAGGAGAAGGAGCGGGCGUUUAUCGAGCGUCUGAACGAGUCGCACGAGUCGUCGCUGCAGCGGCUGGCCGAGCAGCACCGCGAGAAGAUCGCUCUCAUGGAGAAGCAGUUCCUGCAGCAGAAGCAGCAGUUGCUGCGCGCCAAAGAGUCGGCCGUCUGGGAGCUGGAGGAGCGUCAGAUCCACGAGAAGCACCAGAUGAGCAAACACCAGGUCAAGGAGGUGUUCUUCCUGCAGCGACACCAGAUGCUGCUGCGCCACGACAAGGAGCUGGAGCACGUACGGCGCAUGAACACGCGGCGCACGGACGAGCUGGCGCGCCAGCAGCAGGUGGAACGGCGCGCGCUGCCCAAGCGCAUCCGCGCCGAGCGCAAGGCGCGCGAGCUCAUGUUCCGCGAGAGCAUGCGCAUCAGCAACACGCUGCCGCACCGCGCCAGCCUCUCGGAGGCGGACGGCGACGAGCGGGACCGGCUCAAGAAGUUCCUGGAGCAGGAGCGGAAACGGUACAAGGCGGAGGAGCAGCGGUUCGACCUGAAGCACAAGCGCAAGCUCGAGGAGCUGCGGGCCAAGGGCGAUGCCACCAUCAAGGAGCUGGAGCAGCUGCACAACGAGAAACGUCGCAUGCUGAUGGAGCACGAGUCGAUCAAGCUCAAAUCGCUGGAGGAGACGUACCAGACGGAGCUCAAGGAGUGGAAACACUCGCUGAAGCCCCGCAAGCAGAAACUGGAGGACGACUUCGCGGUGGAGCUGGAGGAGCAGGAGCAGUUCUACACGGGCCCGGGACGGCGACGGCGCUGCCUUGACUGA
This is a messenger RNA of Pollicipes pollicipes, 3645 nucleotides long. Its product is annotated as serine/threonine-protein kinase 10. The coding region runs from base 160 to 3645 and encodes 1161 amino acids. Gene Ontology annotation, molecular function: protein serine/threonine kinase activity; ATP binding. The transcript is spliced from 24 exons. Lineage: Eukaryota; Metazoa; Arthropoda; Thecostraca; Pollicipedomorpha; Pollicipedidae. Gene Ontology annotation, biological process: protein phosphorylation. The record is from RefSeq and is a predicted model, not a curated record.